This is a messenger RNA of Colletes gigas, 1415 nucleotides long. RefSeq names its product protein-L-isoaspartate(D-aspartate) O-methyltransferase-like. Gene Ontology annotation, biological process: protein modification process. Bases 437 to 1129 code for a protein of 230 amino acids. The record is from RefSeq and is a predicted model, not a curated record. The transcript has 6 exons. Gene Ontology annotation, cellular component: cytoplasm. Lineage: Eukaryota; Metazoa; Arthropoda; Insecta; Hymenoptera; Colletidae. Gene Ontology annotation, molecular function: protein-L-isoaspartate (D-aspartate) O-methyltransferase activity.
GCUACAAAAAGUAAUCACGAUAACCAGUAAUCAAGCUACGUUUGUAAUCUGCGAUCAUAAGUCGGUAAUUUCGAAUUAAAUGGAAAUUACUUUAGUUUUGAUUAGAACAGGUGUCCAAACUAUUCUACGACUAAACCCAAAGAUAAAUAUGUUCUAUGCUACUAUUAAAAGAAGACGAAGCUGGUGGACAUCCCUAUUUUAGGAAUGACGAAGAUCGACAACGAGCCAUAUCAAGACCGAGCGAAACAGAUAAUCGCAGCAUCGGCGUAGUAGAUAGGUACAUAGAGUGGGGAUGUCAACACAGCUUUAGCCUUCUUUUCGCAGACACAGAAAGUAUAUUCUACAGCCAGAUAACAGCAAAGCAGGUCAUCUUUUGCUGUUUACAAACAGGUACAUUGUUUCUCCUCUGCCUUUUAUAUCGGGCUUAACAAGGGACAUGGCAUGGAGUUGCAAUGGAACCACGAAUCAGGAAAUGGUAGAAAAACUAAAAGAAGCUGGUAUUCUAACAACAGACAAGACAGUGGAAACUAUGCUUGCUGUUGACAGAGCAAAGUAUUUUCAUGGACCGGACCCCUAUCUUGAUCGACCAAGGAAAAUUGGAUUUAACGUGACAAUUAGUGCUCCCCAUAUGCACGCGUACGCGUUGUCCAUUCUGUCCGAUCAACUAUGCGAUAAUGCAAAAGCGCUGGACGUUGGCUCUGGGUCUGGAUAUUUGUCAGCUUGUAUGGCAUACAUGGUGGGCCCUAACGGUCGCGUGGUCGGUAUCGAUCACAUUCCCGAACUAGUAGAAAUGGCCACGAAAAACGUACGCGAGGAUUUUCCUCAUUUCUUCAAAGAGGGCCGUAUUAAAUUCGUCGUGGGAGACGGCAGGUUGGGAUAUGCUGCUGACGGACCCUACAACGCGAUUCACGUUGGAGCAGCUGCAUCGACUUUACCGCAAAAGUUGAUAGAUCAACUAGCUCCCGGAGGACGACUAGUUUGUCCCGUUGUCAUUGGAGGUUUCCAAAGGCUUCAACAUUUGCUUCAAGUGGAUAAGAAUGCCGACGGCACGGUCACGCAGAAAAAGUUAAUGGACGUUUCUUAUGUUCCUCUAACCGAUUCUGCUACUCAAUUAAAUAACGAUUAUUAGUUUAACUAUUUUAAAGAUUUAGAAAUGAUUUAGUUAGUUCCCAACGCUUUAAGAUGACUGUCGACGAUAAUGAAAAUCGUAGACAAGAUUCGAAUUAAUAAGGUACUUUCCUUUUCCAUCCAUAGGACGAUGCUAUUGAAACAGCGAUUUUCUGAUAAAAACGUGUGUCAAUAAAAUAUAUUUUCUGUAUCUCCCUGUUACAUUCUUAAAUUACUAAACUUGGGAGAUAAAAGGAAUCAAUGUUCCUUCGAUCUCCACGUUUAGUUUUGUCAAACAAUUAUUUUAU